AUGGCCGAUGAUACGAUCAAUGCCGGGUCGCUCGAGAUGCUCCACAUCGACUGUCGUGCUCCUGAGGAUGAAUACCUUGUGUUUAGCGUUGAUGGUGUUGGGACAAAACUGAAGCUUGCAUUUGAAACUGGUAUUCAUGAUACAGUUGGGAUUGACCUGGUAGCUAUGAGUGUCAAUGACAUCUUAACAUCAGGCGCAAAACCAUUGGUAUUCUCCGAUUACUAUGCUACGGGCAAGCUUGAUGUCGAUCUUGCAGAGAAGGUUAUCAAGGGAAUUGUUGAUGGAUGCCAACAAUCAGGAUGUAAUCUGAUAGGAGGAGAGACAGCAGAGAUGCCUGGUUUCUAUGCGGAAGGUGAAUAUGAUCUAGCUGGUUUUGCCAUGGGUGUUGUGGACAAGGAUAAGCUCAUCGACGGUAAAAACAUUGUGGAGGGAGAUAUCCUCAUUGGUCUUCCUUCAAGUGGGAUUCAUUCAAACGGGUUCUCUCUCGUUAGAAGAGUAUUGGACAAAAGUGGACUCUCCUUGACUGAUCAGUUCCCAGGAAACGAUGGCAAAACAACUACCGUAGGUGAAACUCUCAUGACACCGACUGUCAUCUAUGUUGAGCAGGUGCUUGAGAUCAUCAGCAAGGGUGGUGUGAAAGGACUAGCCCAUAUCACUGGUGGUGGCUUCACUGAUAACAUCCCCAGAGUACUUCCUUCUAGACUCGGGGCGAGAAUUUUCACUGGAUCGUGGGAGGUGCCACAUGUGUUCAAGUGGCUUCAACAGGUUGGAAAAGUUGAAGACGCUGAGAUGAUGCGGACGUUCAACAUGGGUGUCGGGAUGGUCCUUGUAGUAAGCAAGGAUGCAUCUGACAGGAUUAUUGAGGAAUCAAACCCUGCUUAUCGCAUUGGAGAGGUGAUCCAGGGCAAUGGUGUUCACUACGUCUAA
Messenger RNA from Hordeum vulgare subsp. vulgare (domesticated barley), 927 nucleotides. RefSeq names its product phosphoribosylformylglycinamidine cyclo-ligase, chloroplastic/mitochondrial-like. The coding region runs from base 1 to 927 and encodes 308 amino acids. Gene Ontology annotation, cellular component: cytosol. Gene Ontology annotation, molecular function: phosphoribosylamine-glycine ligase activity; phosphoribosylformylglycinamidine cyclo-ligase activity. The transcript has 8 exons. The record is from RefSeq and is a predicted model, not a curated record. Gene Ontology annotation, biological process: adenine biosynthetic process; 'de novo' IMP biosynthetic process. NCBI's taxonomy places the organism in Eukaryota, Viridiplantae, Streptophyta, Magnoliopsida, Poales, Poaceae.